AUCUUCAAAUAACAAGCCACUUAAAGAAUUAUUAUUUAUGUAUUUCUAUGUGCAGUACAGAGUGAAUUUUUUUUAAUGAAAGUAGAUGGGUACUCCUUAGUGUACUACAGAAUGUUUUAUCCAAAAUACGGUAAAUUCUUCCUACGGUAAAGAUUCUCCUGCUUACGAUGCAAUGAUCGGAUUUGUACUAUUAUGGUCUAAAAGAUUUUUAAUUAAAACAAAAGUUUCUGUAGGAGGAACACCAGAUGGCUGAAACGAGAUAGGAGCACCCAGUAUAGAAAACGAGAUAUUAUAGCUGUUUAUCUUAAGAAUUAUCACAAUGAUAAAAGUCGACGAAAAUGAUCCCGUAGGGGAGGUUCAAUUAAGUUUCCCACAUAGAGAAGUUCAAAUUCAAAGAGGGAAAGAUCCAAAGGAUUUUUACACGUUAGAGGAAGAAAUUGGAAGAGGAAAAUUUGGUACAGUAUACAGAUGCAAAGAAAAAUCGACCGGAUUGUGUCUAGCAGCAAAAUUCAUCGGUUGUCCUAAAAAAGAAGACAGACGAAAUGUGGAGAGAGAAAUAGAUAUAAUGCGGUCUCUUCAACAUCCCCGGUUAAUUCAGAUAUAUGAUGCUUUUGAAAAUGGAAAGAUCAUGACAGUUAUUUUAGAAUUAAUCGAAGGCGGCGAGUUGUUCGAGAGGGUCAUCGACGACGACUUCAUAUUGACUGAGAAAAGCUGCACGGUUUUCAUGAGGCAAAUAUGCGAAGGCGUCGAUUUCAUACACAAACAGAGGAUAUUACAUUUAGACAUGAAGCCGGAAAACAUACUUUGUCUGACGAAAACCGGAAACAGGAUUAAGAUAAUCGACUUUGGGUUAGCCAGGAAGUUCGACCCCAACAAGAAACUCCAAGUUUUAUUCGGCACUCCAGAGUUCGUAGCUCCCGAAGUCGUCAACUUCGACGAAAUCGGAUACGGAACGGACAUGUGGUCGGUGGGAGUUAUCUGCUAUGUGCUGUUAUCUGGUCUCUCUCCAUUUAUGGGUCACACAGACGUGGAAACCAUGGCGAACGUCACCAUAGCCAAAUAUGACUUCGAGGAUGAGGCAUUUGAUGAAAUAUCGGAAAACGCAAAAGACUUUAUAAGAAAACUCCUCAUCAAAGACAUGAACCAGCGCCUAUCGGCAACAGACUGCCUCAAUCACGACUGGCUCAAACGGAAGAAGUCGCCGCCUACUCUCCCGAAAACACCCAGCAUGGACGUCACCAAGGACAAUUUGAAACAGUUCGUUGAAAGGUGGAACGAGCAUCCUAACUCACCGUAUGUUUUUGAGAUUAGUUCCCAUGUGAUAUCACCAUCGAUGCUGCCUAAUGGCGAAGAAAACCUUUCUGGUUCCAGUCAAUCUCUAAUCGGUGAGUCACCUUCUCCGUGUGGGUCUUUAGCCUCAUCACCAGGGUCAGACAACGCUUUUGUGAACGAUGGACAAGAAAGUUUAGAGCAGCAACUAUUAGCACCACCAGUUGAGCACUUCAGAAGAGCUUCUGACAGCACUUGUGUGGUGAAAACAAAUGAUAUUACAGAGAGAAUGAAUUUGGCUGAAGAAAUUAGAAAAUUAUCAGAUAAACUUUUCCAACUGUCUAAUUUCAAUACGAGUCUCACUAAUAAAGAGGCAGUAUUUAAAAACGAAGUCUCUGUAGCCAAAGAGGAAACUAUUACUAGGAGUGUACCGAUAACAAUCACAGGAAGAAAGCACAAAGAUGACGUCAUAGCUCUCGAUGAUGAAAACAAAGAAACAAUAGGAAUUCCAUGGAGAAAAUCAAAAUUUAAAGUAAACAAUAUGUCCAGAGACGUACCUCUUAGUGUAAAAACUAUACAUAAACCAGUAAAUUCCCACUUCACCACAAAAACCAACAACUUGAGCAGUCCUAAUGGCACCAAAGACUUGUUGCUUCAGCUGCUAGAACAGUGGGACGGACCCAAAGGUCCAGUGAGACAAAAUAUAAGGCAUGGUUCUGUAUCUACUGACUACAAUACUGAGAAUGAAUCGUUAGGACAAAGAACUAUCAGCUCUCUCAACACCUUCUUCCAGUCCAGAUCUGCCAAUAAGUUGGGGCCAUUUAGGGUUAUUCAUAAAACUUAAAUUCUAUCAUAUAUUAAGGAUCAUAGUAAUAAAGAACCACAAAAAAAACGUUUUGGUCAUAUUUUAUAAUCGUAUAUAGCAAUACAAAACAGUAAAGUAGAAUGUACUAACAUUCUGAUAAUAUGAUCGCAACGUAUCCAAAGUAAAGUCAAAUAAAUUAUAUGUAUUUAUUAAAAACCCUCAAAGGGCUACAUCUAAAUCACAUAACGUUUUCGAUCUAAAUAGAUCAUCAUCAGGCUGAUACAGGCUAAUCACAUGUUGAAUCACCAAAAAUACAUGCGUAAAAACCUCUUAAAUGUUUAAAAAAUAUAUGUUAAACAUACAGGGUGAGUUUUUAGUGCGGGAUCGGUCGAUAUUUCCAUUACGGUAUAGAAUAUCGAAAAAAGUUAUUUAGAAAAAAUGUAGGCAAUGAUAUUCUCUACGCUUGGAAAAUAUGUCCAUUUCUACAGGGUGAUCAAUAACAGCGUGGUAUAUCAAACAUAUAAUUUUUUAAAUGGGACACCCUAUAUCUUUUUUCAUAUUUAUAUUCCCCUCAUAAUUCUUGUUCAUAUAAUAUAGGGUUUUGCAUUACUAUACAGAGUAUUUAACAAGUUAUGACCAUUUUUAUUUCGAAAUCACUAUGAGAUUAACACCCUGUAUAUAAAGAAGUAAUUCAUAGACAAUAAUUUGUUUUAUGUAGUAAGAUAAACAAUAUACUGUAGUUUUUAAAUUAAGUCCAAUUGAAAUCAUUGACGAAUGUUUGUAUACAGGAUGAACUACAAAACCAAAUUACGAUUUUCUCUAUUUUUUUAAAUGGAUCACCGUAUAUUUUAUUUUUCGAAAAUAUUGUAUUUAUUAUACUCUUUCAUUUUUAUAUAGCAUUCCCUAUAUCUAAACUUAUUACUUUCGGAGAUAUUUUUAGUUUUCUUCAACUUUCGGGAAUACAUUCAAUUUUUCUAGUAGAAAUAAGUUGGUAUUGAAUGAUAAUUAAACAAAAUUAUUUUUAUUCAAUAAAUAACUAACACAAAAUAUAAACCACAGCAAUAUGCAAUGAAUGUAUCAAUAAAUGUGAUAUUAAGGAAUUAUCAUAUUUCUCUAAUAGAUAUACAAGAAUCAUACAAUUCUUACAAAAAAAUAUAGGUAUCUUGUGUAUAAUAAAAUUACAAGAUUAUUUUUAUUUAAUAAACAACUCACACAAAACAUAAAUCAAAACAAUAUACAACUAAUUUAAUAGUUUUUAGAUUAUUAUAUCAACAGCAUUCUAAACUAAGAAGUUUUUAGUAACACAUUCCUAAUUGCAGAUUGUGACCCGCAGUUAUUAAUAAUAUAAUUUUCAUAUUAAAUUUCAUUAAUAUGCAUCAAGAAAUCCCUAUUUUGUUAACACUCAAACUAGGUGAUCUAUAAAUGUUUAAGGUGAUAUUGUUAGAGAUUAUGUGAUUGGUCCACAUUUUUUGACGGUUGAGGUUUUUAUACGACGAUGCUCCAGUUCUUCCAAAAUUGAUUUUUUUCAAGAGGGGCUAUAUAAAAAACCUUGUAUACCAGAAGCAUGCAACAACGCUUGAUGAUAUGAAAAAUAAAAUAAAAGAAGCUUUUAAUAAUAUUGACUUACAAAAAUGUUAGAAAUGUGGCUCGGUCAUUUGAAUAUCGGAAAGUGGUCAUUUUCAACAUUUACUUUAGACUUAUAUCCUUAACAUCACAUUAAUUGGUACAUUCAUUAAAUUUUGUUAUGGUUUAUUAUUUUUUUGUUAGUUAUUUAUUGAAUGAAAAUAUUUGUUAUAUUAUUACAUAAUACUUAUUUGUUAAGUUAUUUAUAUUUAUAAGAAUUGAAUGUAUUCCCGGCAAAUGAAGAAAACUAAACAUAUCUUAGAAACUAAUAAGUUUAGGUAUAGGAGAUGCUAUAUAAAAAUGAAAGAGUAUCAUAAAUACAAUAUUUCAAAAAAAAAAAAUAAAAUAUUGGGUGAUCUAUUAAAAAAAAAUUGAGAAAAUCAUAAUUUUGUUUUGUAGUUUAAAAGUGCUUGUAAAAAUGAAUGCUUCUACUAAAAAAUUCUUGGCUUAGAAUGCUGUUGAUAUACCAAUCUAAAAACUGUUACAUCAGUUGUAUAUUGUUUUGAUUUAUGUUUCAUGUGUUAUUUAUCGAAUAAAAAUAAUCUUGUUAUAUUAUUAUAUACAAUACAAAGUUUUUUUUUGUAGGAAUUUUACGAUUCUUGUAUAUUAGGGAAAUAUGAUAAUUUCUUAAUAUCAUAUUUAUUGGUAUAUUCACUACAUAUUGCUAUGGUUUAUAAGUAUUUUGUGUUAGUUAUUUAUCUAAUAAAAAUAAUUUUGUUUAAUUAUCACUCAAUACCAACUUAUUUCUACUAGAAAAAUUGAAUGUAUUCCCGAAAGUUGAAGUAAACUAAAAAUAUCUCGGAAAGUAAUCAGUUUAGAUAUAGGGAAUGCUAUAUAAAAAUGAAAGAGUAUAUUAAAUACAAUAAUGUUGAAAAAUAAAAUAUAGGGUGAUCGAUUUAAAAAAAUAGAGAAAAUCGUAAUUUGGUUUUGUAGUUCACCCUGUAUACAAAUAUUCGUCAAUGAUGUGAAUUGGACUUAAUUUAAAAACUACAGUAUAUUGUUUAUCUUAUUACAUAAAACAAAUUAUUGUCUACGAAUUACUUCUUUAUAUACAGGGUGUUAAUCUCAUAGUGAUUUCGAAAUAAAAAUGGUCAUAACUUGUUAAAUACUCUGUAUAGUAAUGCAAAACUCUAUAUUAUAUGAACAAGAAUUAUGAGGGGAAUAUAAAUAUGAAAAAAGAUAUAGGGUGUCCCAUGCAGUUACUGAUCACCCUGUAGAAAUGGACAUAUUUUCCAAGCGUGGAGAAUAUCAUUUCCUACAUUUUUUUUAAAUAACUUUUCUCGAUAUUUUAUACUAUAAUGGAGUUAUCGACCGAUCCCUCACUAAAAACUCACCCUGUAUAUUUCAGACAAGCAAUCCACGUGAGAAGGGCCCAAUUCCAUGUGGGAAGUCAUAUGAUGUCAAAGGCUAUAUCUGUAAGAAUUUCAUCUAUCGCUUGAAUUUAUUAAUAAUAAUGUAACUUUGACAUAUUUUCAUAACAUUUAAAGGGUUUUUACCCAUGUAUUUUUGGUGGCUCAGCAUAUAUGAUUAGCCUGUAUCAGCACUGAUAAUGAUCUGUUUAGAUCGAGAACGUUCUGUGAUUUAGAUGUAGUCCUUUGAGGGUUUUUAGUAAAUGUGUGCCUUUUAUAAAGGAUUUUUCAAUAAAAUUUUUGUUCAUUUUUUAUUACUUAUAUGACCGUAUUGCAACAGACUUUACUCGUAGAAUUUAAGAAACCGACGAAGUUCAGAGAAUGAGAGAAUCCUUUUGGGUUUUGAAAUAUUCCUUAUUAAGUAUAGUUUAGUAGCCUAUGUUAUCAUUAUCAGCAUUUUUUAUUGUUGUAAUAUUUUUUACAAUGUACAUAAGGGACCAGAGUAGCUUCGCAAAAUUUAUCUUGAUGUUUGUGAAUCGUUGUUGAUGUAAUAUUUAAAUAAAGGAACAAUAUUUGAUGUUUUA
Messenger RNA from Diabrotica virgifera virgifera (western corn rootworm), 5630 nucleotides. Its product is annotated as myosin light chain kinase, smooth muscle. NCBI's taxonomy places the organism in Eukaryota, Metazoa, Arthropoda, Insecta, Coleoptera, Chrysomelidae. Bases 320 to 2113 code for a protein of 597 amino acids. The record is from RefSeq and is a predicted model, not a curated record. The transcript has 9 exons. Gene Ontology annotation, molecular function: ATP binding; protein serine/threonine kinase activity. Gene Ontology annotation, biological process: positive regulation of apoptotic process; intracellular signal transduction; protein phosphorylation. Gene Ontology annotation, cellular component: nucleus.